AUGGAUCUAAAGAGGAGUGGGGAUCAUUCCUUGUCAAUGAUGCGAGUGAAAGCUUUAGCAGCGGAACAUUAUCAAUGGCAAAAAAGAAUUCCUGAAGUAAUUUCUGCCCAUCCAGAUGUACUGUUAGCAUUAGGAAAAGAAGAGUUGCAGAAAGUAAAAAGUGAUCUUGAAAUGGUGCUGACAACACUUCAGUUAAAGAAUAAAAAUCUGGAAGAAGAUCUGAAAAGAGAGCAGCAGUGGCACAAGGAACAGGAGCAGAUGCUAGAUACUCUUAAUGACAUUGAAGAGGAAAAAACUCAAGUUGAACAAUUUUGCAAUAAAAGAGCAUGUUAUGAACUGCACAGUAAAUUGUUGAAGCUAAAGUUAUAUAAGGAAGAACUCUUGAGUGCUCUGGGUGAAUUCCUAGAAGAACAUUUUCCCCUUCCAGAGAAACAUGGAAUUGCUGAAAAGAAGAAUUCUGAAAAGCCAGCUGUAGAACUGGUAACACUGCAUGAAAUUUUAGAGACUCUCAUAAACAAAUUAAUGAGCACACCACAUGAACCCUAUGUAACAAUCACUGACUCGUUUUGGCCACCUUAUGUUGAGCUGCUGCUGCGAUACGGAAUUGCCAUGAGACAUCCAGAAGAUCCAGGCAGAAUGCGCCUAGAAGCCUUUCACAUGUAG
Molecule: messenger RNA, 663 nt
Organism: Balearica regulorum gibbericeps (East African grey crowned-crane)
Lineage: Eukaryota; Metazoa; Chordata; Aves; Gruiformes; Gruidae
Source: RefSeq, a predicted model, not a curated record